Messenger RNA from Cladophialophora bantiana CBS 173.52, 261 nucleotides. RefSeq lists its product as uncharacterized. NCBI's taxonomy places the organism in Eukaryota, Fungi, Ascomycota, Eurotiomycetes, Chaetothyriales, Herpotrichiellaceae. The record is from RefSeq and is a predicted model, not a curated record. The transcript has a single exon. The coding region runs from base 1 to 261 and encodes 86 amino acids.
AUGGAACAACUGGGAGCAACUAUACCACCCACCGGAACUUACGGCGACAAAUAUACCGACCAAGUGGUGCUUGUAACUGGGGGAGGGAAUGGGAUAGGACAUGAUACUGCCACUCUCUUUGCUGACCAAGGAGGGAAUGUGGUUCUUGUAGACCUUGACGAACAGCGGCUCAGAAAGGUUGAGGCAAGCUUCACAUCCGAAGGGAAGAACGUACCUACAGAGUCGCCAAUCCGGCAUCAGAAGAGCAAGUCAGGUCAGUGA